This is a messenger RNA of Strongyloides ratti, 411 nucleotides long. RefSeq lists its product as hypothetical. Bases 1 to 411 code for a protein of 136 amino acids. Lineage: Eukaryota; Metazoa; Nematoda; Chromadorea; Rhabditida; Strongyloididae. The transcript is spliced from 4 exons. The record is from RefSeq and is a predicted model, not a curated record.
AUGGGUUGUUUAAUAAAGAAUUAUAUCUUAGAAUUGAUAUCAAAAAUGAUGAAAAAGAUAAAAAAUGAUCAAAAUGAAACAAAAGAAGAAUCAUCUUUAAGAAACAAAUUGGUUAACGAUGAAAAAUAUAAAAAUAAUCGUACCAAAAUGGAAGAAGAACUAUUUAAUUUCAGAACACCGGAAAGGUUACCUCCACUUAUCAACCACGCCCCAAGAAAAAAAAAGAAAAAGAUGUAUAUUAGUACAAGAGUAAAAGACAGAAGAUGUGAAAUAGAUAAUCAAAGUCUUAAGUUUGGGUCUAGUGAAGCUGCUUUGGCUGCUCUUGAUAAACAAUUAGAAGAAUUAGAAAAAGAAGUUAUGAAAAAAGUUAUGAAAAAAUUUAUGGAGUUUAGGAAAAACUCUACUCACUAA